Messenger RNA from Amblyraja radiata (thorny skate), 4775 nucleotides. It is a transcript of the gene simc1, whose product is annotated as SUMO interacting motifs containing 1. Gene Ontology annotation, molecular function: SUMO polymer binding. The record is from RefSeq and is a predicted model, not a curated record. Bases 185 to 2590 code for a protein of 801 amino acids. The transcript has 10 exons. Lineage: Eukaryota; Metazoa; Chordata; Chondrichthyes; Rajiformes; Rajidae.
GCGGUAGUGAGGAAGCUCCCGGGCCAGUGUGAAACAUGGCGGCAGGCUACUCGGUUGCUGGCGGCCAAACCACCGUCUCCCGUCCAUUCCGCAAGUCCCUCUCGCCAUCGGGGAAAAACGGCGCGGCUGAAGCUCGGACGGAGCCGCGGCGACACCUCUGAGGGUGGGGCGGGGGAGCGGAGACAUGGGGGACGUCAUCGAGAUCGGCUCCGGCUCCGGCUCCGACUCCGACGUGGAGAUUGUGGGGGUGACUGUGAUGGCCCGGGUGGUGAAGAGCGAGACGUGCGGGAUGUGUCGGCCGCGACACACCUGCUCGGAGUGGAGCCGGAGCCGGGUCCGGGGGCCGCUCCGCGCCGUGGGGGAGAAUAUUGAUUUGACAGGAGAUGAGAAUGAAGUGCACAAUCAAGUGAAGGCCAUUAAAGAAGACACAAUAAGUAUGCGGGACAAUUCACCAAACUGUUACCAAGCAAAGCAAAGCCAACAGAUUCCUGCCUCUAGCAAUUGGAAUCAUAUUAUGCUGGAUUCCGAUGAUGAUCUGACAGAUGGUAAAGAAGAGCAUCUGUCUCUUGGGUUACGGUCUGACUGGGUAGUUGGCAUGGAAGAACCUGACCUCAAAACUCCUCCUCUUUUAUCCAUUGAACCGUUAACUGAAGAGAAUUUGUUCUCAGUUUCCAGUAACUUUUCCAACGACGAACCAUUGCCAGAACUGGACUUUAUUGGCCCUGAUGAAAGCAAGGAUCCUUGCAUCACUGCAACAAAUGGGGACUUCUGUCGAAGAUCAAGUGAAAUGAGUAGCAGCUCUGUUUGCAGUGUGGAUUCGACGAUGGACACUAGUAUAAAUAGUGAUGUGGAAUCUCUGGAAACAUUUUCACCUGAUGGACAUAUUCCAUGUUCGUCACCAAGUAGUGCUGGAGGCCUUUUGGAAGACUAUCUUAAGAGUGGCUUUGAUGAAACUGAUCACACGUUUGAUGAACCUGAGGCAGGCUUUAGUAUGUAUAUUGAGGAUCUACCACCACUGAUACCUCAGAACUCUGAGGAUUUUGAAAUGAGCACUUACCACUAUCCUCCCAACAUAAAUGCACCAGAGGUGAAGCCUUGGAAGCAACUUCCAAGACAGAAGGCAAAUGAAAGUGAAUUACAUUCUUUACCAAUGGAAAGCAAAGCAUGGGACAAUGCACUGGAUUUGGAUGGGCCUGAAGAUCAGAUUCUUUCAUCAGACAAGUCUGAAAGCUGUUCACUGACUUCAAAUGAGGCUAUGGAAGUGAAGCCAAACAGCUCAAUAGACAAAGAAUUGUUGCAAAGUUUUCGUUAUUUUAUGGGAGUGCCAAUUCAACACUUGUUUGUUAAGCGCCGUAGAAAAGAAAAUUGGCACAAGAUGAACCAAAAUUCUCAAUCAUCAGCAGCUUACCGAAAUAUAUCAAAGGAACCAGAGCUGAUCUCCCAAAGACAGUGCAGUAUGAUAAACAGCACCAUUGAUGAAAACUUUUCACAAGGGACCCUUCAGUUUCUGAUGGACUUUGUAUCCCCUCAACAUUAUCCACCUCAGAAGGCAGUGGAGUAUAUAAUCAAGAAGAUACUACUGAGCAACGAACCCCCCAGCACUAUUAUGUCUACUUACAUGACCCUAAUGAAGAUCCAACAGCUACAUCCUGCAAAUAUUUACACAGUGCAGUGGGACUGGGAACUUCUGGCUUACCAUGUGGAGAACAAGGAUCCUCAUAGGAACGAUUCUCUGACCAAAGGUAGUCGACUGUUGUUCCUACAGUAUGUUGUUCAGACACUUGAGGAUGACUUUCAGCUGAAACAUGAUGUGCCCCAGCAAUCCAUAGCCAAGGCUGUUCUAUCCUGUGAUGAAAAAUUUUGGAAUGUAAGGAGUGUCAUUAAGUGGCUUAUUGAUAUCUGCAAGGACUCUGAAGAAAUACAAGAGAGAACCGGUCCCACGUCAUCAGCAAGUAAUAAUCUGCUGGCAAUGGAUUCUAGGAAUCUAAGAGUUAUUUGCCUCUUUCAGAAGAUGCUUACCUUGGCUGUAGAAGUGGACAAAUCCCCAACCUGUAGCUCAAAUAAAAUUGCAGAGGCAAUAUUUCAAGACUUCAUAGACAUUUCUAAACGAUCACAAAGAUUAACACUGUUAAGAAGUAUGGAGAGCCAACUGCUGCGCUGCAAGUUACUAGAAUUUUUUUUUCACCAUUGCACUGAGAAAAAAGACCCAGGUCUGCCAAUGUCAUUGGGAAAAGUACUACAUUUCCUUAAAUAUGCUAAAUUUAACUUAGAAGCUAAUGAGCAUCGUUCAAGCAAAUGGCAAUACUGGGAUGAACUUGUCCAUCUUCUAUGUUUACUGCUUCUGAGUUAUCAAGAGGUGACAAAGCGUCACCUAAGGCUUUCAAUCACAGAACGGGUGAAAUAUGUUUUAGCUGACACACCUCCGGUGCUCACAACACAUGAUGCCAUCACUAAGGAAGACGUUCUUAAUGAUAUGGAGGAAUUCUAUAGUCGAGUGUUCAGUGAUUUGGGAAGAUCAUUGAAUCCGCAAUUAGAAGAACAGAUCAAUCUACUAAAGGAACUGCUUUUAAGUGCAGCAACUGGAACAUAACGUUUAUAAAUUGUUUUGAAAAGGUGAUUUUUAUAUUAUAUAAACUGUGACUCUUUCAACAAACUAUCACUGCACAAAAUGAUGCACUGGAAUGUUAGAGUAUCUUUGGAUCUCAAUCCUUUAACUUAUUUUCAAAGCAUGGCAACACGCUGUCACCUAACGAUACACAAACCUAAUAGUCAAACAUUUUUUUUAAAUGUGAUUUUGUUAUUUUUACUUUGAACUGUAUUUCUAAUUCAAUCACAAAAGAUUGUGAUCAACUGCAGAUUUGCUUUGUUUUGGAGGUUUUUCUGUUCUGGAUUCUAAAAUCUGCGAUACAUACAAAAUAUUAGGAUGUUCCAAUGCAUUGUGUUUGUGUGAUCUUGUCAGUCGGAACACACAAAUUCAGGGUUAAUCUGAGUUCAAACUGUGAUGCUUAUUACAUACCAUGCCACUUUCUGGUGCUUUGAAUUUAGUUUUCUGUUUAACUCAAAUGGAAAUAUUUUUUUAUAUCCCAUAAGAUUUUCGCUAUACUUUUUGUAAAGGAUGUACUUUAUUUAAGUUUGAGACAGUUAAAAUUGUAUGCCUGCUGCUUAUAAAUUGUCUGAUUUUAUAAAUUCAGAAAUGAUUUAUUCCUGUUCUCAUGUCCCUUAUCUAAAAUUAACUUUUGUGAGAUAUCAUCUCAUCAAGUUUAUAUAAACUUGUAUUCAGUGGAAUAUUCAUUAUCCAACAGAAUUUUAUGCAACACCAAGCCUUGGCAGGAAACACCAACCUCUUUUGCAUUAUGUCCCACGUUUGGGGGAUUCUCUUCAUUUUUGUCAAAUAAUUGCAGAAAUGUGCUUAUAUUCAAGCAAUUGUAUUUGAAUAUUGAUGUAGUGAAAAGCAAAAUAUGGAGAACAUUAUUUCCAGGGAAGGUGAAACCCUAAAUUUGUCAGAUAAUGAAGAUUCUCCUGUUGGAUAACAUUGCACUAUGAUAUUUUGUGUUAGCUGAACCUAACCAAAUUAAGAGCUUCUUUACUAUUCAUUGAAAUAACUACCAAAACUCUGAAUAAUGUAUUUCUCUUGCUUUUUUAAUGUAAUAAAAUAUACUUGCUAAUAAUGUAAGAUUGUGUAUUUUAGAAGACUAUUCAUUGUCAGUAGCAUGUACUGGCCUUAGACAGUUUAAUAAAUCAAUUGAAAUGCUACAGAUAAUAAUCCAAAUAUUAAAUGUAGAGUGAACUUGUUAGCUCAGGGUGAUGAUUGAUUUGAACCUUGAGUCUGAUUGUCACUGAUGCUCGUUUGGUAUUACUGAAGAAUAACUGUUGGUUGAGGGACUCAUCCGGGUAUUGGUUAGAGCACCAGAAACAGAUGGGCAAUUAGCGGGAGCUUUUUAUCGUAACUUUGGACCAUCAUCUUAUAUUUUCCUUAAGUCCAAAGAUAACUGUCACAUCCAAAUUCAGGCUCAGUGUUGGUGGUUUAACACAGAUUUUACCUGAUCCUGCUGUGAUUUUGUUGUAAAUUAUGGAUUUUUAAUGAAGCUAGCAUUAAAAAUGAAAAUAAAGAAAGAAAAUGACAGCCAUCCAGAGACAAUUGUAUGAUAAAUUAGGGCCAAUGUAACUUGUUAACCUAGUUGAGACGAGCCAUUCAGAUGCAGUAGGCGGAGGGUGUGUAGGUGUGUUGGGGGGGGGGGGGGGGAGAAAGAGAGAGGGAGACAGCCUUAUCAAAUAACUGAGGCAUAGGGAAAAUCGUUUGUCAUCUCAUACUGUGCUCCUCCAGCACUUUGUGUCUUUAAAAAAAAACAAACAGGAUCUGCAGUUCCUUGUGUUUACAUCUGUCUUCCCUUAUUGUUUGAUCCAAAUUUUAAGGCACAAGAUUUGAAGAGUUUCAGGUCAUAACUCAGGGUCAGAUCAUAGAUAUUGGGAAGAUCAGCGAGAAGAACAUGGGUGAGAAUUGUCACUCUUGGGUAGAUGCAAAGAUAAGGAGAAACUGACCUAAAGAUUGACACAUCCUAGCCAUCUGGUAGCAAAUUGGGUCGAGGAGGUCCCUUUAUCCAGCAAAGAAGCAGAUCUUAAUCUUGUUACAAUGUCUGCUCCGCUGCUUGUGGUUCAGGAUGUUUGCAUUGGAAAAAUGGUGUAUGUGACAUUAGUUAUGCUGAAUCGUUUUGUUGUAAAUCUGGUCUAUUAAACAUUGCAAAGUUUGCUAUAUACACUCAAGAUAAAAUUCUAUU